AGUAUUCUGCCAUUUAAAGCGCCAGUGAUCCCGGGUGUUUGCGGGUCCGCGGUGAUGAUUUGAUCGAUUAGCGGGCAUUAAUGUGUCGUGUAGGCCUCGCCCGUGAGGUCCUCUGCCCGUGAACGCGGAACCGGACCUCAGAGCACCGGGAGAGAGACGGGAGAUGCGCUGACGCGACGGAUUGACGGAUUCCCGUGACGCGUGUGUUACCGAUGGAGGACUGGGCCCAGUGUUUGGACGAGGCCGUGCGGGUCGCGCGCAGAGCCGGGCAGGUGGUGGCGUGUGCAGUGCAGCAGGAGAAGUGUGUGCGCAGUAAAAGCACUCCCACAGAUCUGGUGACGGAGGCGGAUCAGCAGGUGGAGGAGCUCAUCAUCUCCACCCUCAGGAGCAGAUUCCCGGAGCACAGGUUUAUCGGAGAGGAAUCGUCUGCCGCCGGAGUGAAGUGUGAACUGACCGACAGCCCGACCUGGAUAAUAGAUCCCAUCGACGGGACCUGUAACUUCGUGCACAGUUUUCCAAUGGUGGCAGUGAGCAUCGGAUUCGCUGUGAGGAAAGAGCUGGAGUUUGGUGUGAUCUACCACUGUUUCGACGGGACACUGUACACCGCCAGAAAAGGACACGGAGCCUUUCGCAAUGGUGUUCGACUACAGGUUUCCAAAGAAAAAGAUGUGUCCAAGGCCCUCAUUCUGACGGAGAUCGGGGCCAAGAGAGACCCUGCAACACUGGAUAUCUUCCUGGGAAAUAUGAAGAAAAUGUUGAGCGCACCGACUCAUGGUGUGAGGAUCGUCGGCAGCUCGACUCUCUCCCUGUGUCUCGUGGCCAGUGGCUCGGCGGAGGCGUAUUACCAGUUCGGUCUUCACUGCUGGGACAUCGCCGCGGCCGCCGUCAUCAUCAGAGAGGCCGGAGGCGUCGUCAUCGACACCACAGGGAACACACUCGACCUGAUGUCCAGAAGAGUAGUGGCCGCUGGGACUCGUGAGAUCGCAGACUAUGUGGUGAAGCAGCUUCAGCCUAUAAACUACGGGCGUGACGACAGUGACCCCUGACCUCUGACCCCUGACCCCAUCCUAUUACCUCAGAACACACAAUCCUGCCACGUCACAUCUGCAGUGUCCUUUCAGCGCUAUACUCACAUGUUUAACCAUCCUAAAGUCACGAAGAUGACCCGUAAUCACCCCAGCCACGACCUUUGACCUCUAACACCUUCAUCCGUGGAGAUCACGCUAAACACCGGAUCAUGACUCGCCAAACCUGCUGAUUCACCCAAUAUAACGAGUGUGAUCUCACAGUGGAAGAUCUG
Messenger RNA from Rhinichthys klamathensis goyatoka, 1300 nucleotides. It is a transcript of the gene impa2, whose product is annotated as inositol monophosphatase 2. Gene Ontology annotation, molecular function: inositol monophosphate 1-phosphatase activity. The record is from RefSeq and is a predicted model, not a curated record. NCBI's taxonomy places the organism in Eukaryota, Metazoa, Chordata, Actinopteri, Cypriniformes, Leuciscidae. Gene Ontology annotation, biological process: inositol metabolic process; phosphatidylinositol phosphate biosynthetic process; signal transduction. Bases 213 to 1046 code for a protein of 277 amino acids. The transcript is spliced from 8 exons.